GGUCAUGCAUGUCGCGGUUCCCAAAUUUGUCGGCGAUAUCGUGGUCCGAGCGUUCGUCGAGCUCCAAAUCUCAACUGUGACUUCUUCUCUCACUGCAACACGCGACAACCGCCCCGACAUCUUAUCCAAUCAGUCUCUUUAAGCAAUCCCACCAAGUUCAGCGACUGUAUAUCUGCUCAAGAUGUACGGCUAUCCUGGUGCUCCGGGCUACAACCGCCCUCCGGGCUUCGCAGGCACUCCACCAGGCAUGGCAGGCAUGGCGCCGCCUGGAAUGGGUCCUCCAGGCGCAGCAGCUCCACCUGGCGUAGCAGUCCCCCCCGGUGUCGCGAAUACCCAAGGCCCGCCAGCGAUGAAUGCACCACGCGCUCUGCCAUCCGGAUGGCAACCACCGACGAACAUGCCCACCUUCAACUUCAAUGCGCCCGUCAUCCGUCUAGGAACACAGGGCGGACGAGCUGGCGCCGUGGACAGCCCCGUAGGCGGCCGAAGAGACAACGCCGCACCACCCGGUCGCCGUGGCCUUGGCAUGGACAGAGAUGGCGAUCGCAGGGACGCCGUCCAGCCUGUCAACCCCCCGUCGCGCGAAGACAUCGCACGAACCAUCUUCGUCGGCAACAUUCCCGAUGGCAUCGGAGGCGAUGAGGGCAUGGAGCGCAUCUUAGAGACGGCGGGAAAGCUCGUUCGGUGGACGAGAGCUACCGAUGCCAACAACAAGCCCCAGACCUUUGGCUUCGCCGAGUUUGGAGACGCCCAGAGUUUGGAGACAGCCGCUGAGAUAUUCAAAGACGUGCGUGUGCCUACGAAGCGUCAAAAGGCCGGCAAGCCCAAAACCGACGAUGGCGAACAAGAGGAGGUCGAGACGACCAAGUUGCACGUCAUGGUUGAUGAUGCCUCGAUCAAGUACGCAGAGGAAUGGAGCAAGACCCGAAACGAAGACGAAGCCACGGUUCAGUUUAGGCUCGACAGUGCCAAAGAAGCGCUUUCCUCGGUCCUCGCGAGCUUCUUCAACCCACCGAACGCGCCCAACGUCGACUACGCAGGAGAUACAACGAUGCAAGAUGCACAGGCACAAGACGGUGAAGACGUGGAAGUUGCAUUUGUCAACCUUGCGAACGGCGAGGAUGAGCUUGCGGACAUCCCUGCAGAGAUGCGCGACAUUGUCGCUGCGGAAAUCGCUGCUUUCCGCGACCGUUCCAACCAACGCGAUCGCGAACGACUCCUGAAAGAAGAGGAGCUUGAAGCCGAGGAGCGCAGGCGUAGUGGUAGACGUGCAUCCCCACCACCAUCCGCCCCUACUGGACCCGGAGGUGCCAAUGGUGUACCGCUGGGCCCCAGAGCAGAACGGGGUGUCCAAGGUGCGCCCAGUGGACCCAAAGGGUCGCAGUUUCCCCGAGACUACCAAGGUGGUGUCAACUUUGUCAACGGCGGUGCCGUACAUAACGGCGCCUACAUCAAUCGCGAGGACGAUGAUGACUCCGCCAGCGACUCGGAACUUGAGCGCCGUCGCAAGAAGAAGCGAGCAGAGGAAGCUGAUGAGGCAUACAAGAAGCAACUCUCCCGCUGGCUCCAGACCGAGCGUCGUACUUUUGCUUCCGUCGAACGUACGAACGACUACUUCAAGAACAUGGACGCGGAACGUGAGAAAGCUCGUGCAGCACAAGCGAAGCAACUUCGAGAAUUCGACGAUGAUCAUGAGGCGGCUUCGAGGCGCGAUCUCUACUACCGCGACCACAGUGACUGGAUCCGCGACCGCGAGUCAGUUCGUGGUCAGGAGGCCAAGGAAGACGCGAUCGAUCGAGAACACGAGCGACGCGAGUUGGCAACGCAGAGGAAGCAGAAGGACCAUGCCCGCGGUCAGGCCGAUGCCUUCUUGGAAGAGCAAGGCGAAGAGCUUAUGCGCAGGGAAGAACAGCGCGAGCCAGCUCAUUUCAAGAUCUCUCUCGGGGCUGCUGCCAAGAAACUCGAAAAGACAGCCGCUCCCCGUCGGACCGCCGCCGAUGUCGAAAACCUGCUCGAGGACGAGGAUCUCACAGAUCAAUCCGGUUCCAAGAAGCGAACUCUCGUGCCUAUCAACUUCGAUGCGGCUGUACGUGCCAACCUCACGCAAGAAGAAAUCGAAGAAGCACAACGACAACUGGCACGCGACAUUCCCAACGACAAGGAAGGUCUGUGGAAAUGGCCCGUCGCUUGGGAGCAUUUGCCUCAGAAGAACAUCGACAAGGAUAUCAAGCAGUGGGCUGCCAACAAGGUUCUUGAGCUUACUGGUGUGCAAGAAGAGAUGCUUGUCGACGCUAUCGUGGACCAUUUGAAGAGCAAGGGCGCACCGCAGCCCCUGGUGGAGAACUUGGAAGUGGCUCUCGAUGACGAAGCUGAGUCCCUCGUGAAGAAGCUCUGGCGUAUGGUCAUUUACUACAGUGAGACAGAGAAGAGGGGUAUCAAGUGAGCAUGUUGCUCCUCGCUCAUAUGGAACAGCGAUCCGUCUUCGGCAGUGCCUUUCGGUUUCCACACCGAAGUGGCUUUUGCAACCCUCAUGAAUCGGGCGAGUGAGUAUUUGGGAGGUCUUGGUCUUGUUUGGGUAGUAUUGACGCGCUGUAGGGUCCUCGGAUCUUGCAUCACGAAACGACGUGUAGAUAAUGGGUCUAUGGUUGGAAUGGAGAGUCAUACCAGGUCCGUCCUUUUACUUUCGAUUGUCACACCACUAAUACACAGGUGUUCUUCUUUUACCGUUGUUCAAAUUUGG
This is a messenger RNA of Alternaria rosae, 2740 nucleotides long. RefSeq lists its product as uncharacterized. The coding region runs from base 182 to 2443 and encodes 753 amino acids. The record is from RefSeq and is a predicted model, not a curated record. The transcript is spliced from 3 exons. NCBI's taxonomy places the organism in Eukaryota, Fungi, Ascomycota, Dothideomycetes, Pleosporales, Pleosporaceae. Gene Ontology annotation, molecular function: mRNA binding. Gene Ontology annotation, cellular component: spliceosomal complex. Gene Ontology annotation, biological process: mRNA processing.